AUCACUUUCCAUCUCUCUCGUUCCUCCUCUCCUCUCUCCGUCCUUCUCUUCCUUCCUCUUCGAUCUCACUCCCUCACUCUAUCUAUCUAGCUGUUGCCCCCUUGGCUCUAUCCGCGCACACGCCUCGCUUCUGUCCGCUUCACCUUUUUCUCGGCCGCUGUCUCAGUCUACCGCGAGUCGCCUACGUCUGCUUGUAGACCUCGUAACGUGGCCGCGUGUGAUAGUGUUAUCAACGAUCGUAGUUCCGUUCGCUUGAACUCGUCGUCCGGUCACCGAGCCAGCACGCACACCGGCUUGACUUUGCCCCCGCCGGUGCGUGAGAUGUCCGUUCCACGUACCUCGUAUCUUGUGAGAAUGCGUCCGGCAAUCAAGUGAUCGCGAGUAUCGACGAGCUCGUCGUGUUCGUCGAGUGACGAGUGGUGGUGACAGAGGUAAUCUGCGCGAGCCCCGCGAAUACGCACGGUAUUCGUAGAAAUACGCGAAAUACGAUGAGGAGGCGGUGUCAGCAGCGUGGAUUUGAGGUGUAGUCGGGUCUCGAAGAGAUCGAAUGGAGGAUGCCAGUUUUGGGAGGCGGUGAGAGAUACAGAUAGAGCAGCAUGAUUUUGUGCGAGAAUGUGGAAGCUGGCGGACGCGUAACGAAUGAGAAAAGGGAACGAAGUGUGCCGAGAACAUUUGAUGUAAGAGCGGCGAGGGUGUAUAUAAGUGGGAGCAGCACGCUUGGGCAAGUUGCCUGGAUACGGGCAGCAGCACCGUGUUGCGCUCCGGUGAAGUAGGAGGAAGCGAAGGAGGUGGAAGGUGGUGCUAAUACGCGAAAGGAUGGAGGGUGGAGUGGACAGUAGUGGGACGAAGAAGACGAUGCACGAGGCCGAACAGGCUACGAACGCAGGCUCGUGCCGCGUCCAAGAAUCGCGAUAGCAUAGCUGCCUUCUUCGGAUACGAUUGCGUAUGGUAAUCGUGGCGACAGAAACGUUGCUCAUUCACCCAACAACGCGCCCAGCUCUCCCUAUUCGAGAUCCGGCAUCGAGCACGAAAGCUCGAACGCUCUACGAAAGCUCCUCGAUUGGCAGGCAAUGACCGAUAACCUUCGGCUCGAACUGAACAACUUCUUUACAAUCUCUUUCUACGAUUCUUCCUCGAUUCUCGCUGCAGUGAAUUCCCGAUGAGAAAAAAUUUAGAUUAGAGAAAGAGGGAGUAGUAAGAGUGUGUCAAGAAACAAGUAGUGUGUCUCGUAUAGUAUAUAUAUAUAUAUAUCUCGUUCUUAUAAUCGUACUUCCUUGAGGGGGAAGUGUGUGAUAGUGAAAUAUCGAAUUCGUGGUCGAAUAACGGGGGAGAAAGGAAAGGGAAGAAGAAUUCGUAUCGAGUAUAUACGCCGCUUGUCACGAACACCUGUGAAUCGAGCACGGCUCGAAAACACUUAUGGAAUUCUUUUUACAUACGCGUACACGGAUGCAACGGCCCUCUUUCCUCGAACAACGCGUUCGUUCGAUGCGUGCCUGAUACUACGCGAGGAGCUAAUACCGUUGCCGUGUAAUUGAUAAAUGAUAUCAAGUGGCAAGAAGCCGAUCACAAUUGUAGGUGUAUAACGCGAGCAUGCUCGACGCGUGGCGAGGUUCGACGCGGACCUAGAACUGCGGUGACGAUAGGAAGAGGCAGAGCAACGGCAGUAACGACAACCAUCAGAAGGUUGGCGGUUCGUGUAUACGUGAAAAGUGGAAGGUAACGAUUGGUUAUGACGGCAAAGUCGGGCGGUAUUUAUCCGGGUGCAUCGUUGUGACGAUUAGACAAACUCGCGCGACUCGACCGGUUUCUCGACACGAUGAUCAGAAUCAGUGUAACAGUUCGCAACGAAGAGUUCCCGGGCGACGUUCGAGACGGUGAUCGCAGCUCGUAGAGAAGUGACACGCGAUAUAUAUAUAUAUAGAUAUAUAUAGAUAUAGAUAUAUAUAUAUGUAUAUGUAUAUAUUAUAUAGUGUGUAGUGCGCGCACGAGUGGAGAAGAGACGUACAAGGGGGUGGUGGAACACGAAAGGAGUGGAGCAUUCGGUGAAUUCCGGGUGGCCGACCCUUGCGAAUAGAGGAGAGAUGUCGAGCUGGCCGAGUCUGCAAAAUUCAUUCGCCAUGGCGAACCAGACGAGAGGUCUGCCACAGAUGCGAAUAAAGCUUUGUAUGGUCAGCGCCGGUCUUCAAAUAGUCCUUUUGCUCACCGUCCUACCUCAAGAAAGCCUGUGCGGACGUCACGAGAAACGUUUGUUGAACGAGCUGUUGUCGUCAUACAACACUUUGGAGCGGCCCGUCGCCAAUGAGAGCGAGCCUCUCGAAGUAAAAUUUGGCAUCACGCUGCAGCAGAUCAUAGAUGUGGAUGAGAAGAAUCAAAUAUUAACGACGAACGCGUGGCUCAAGUUGGAAUGGGUGGACUACAAUCUCCAAUGGAACGAGUCCGAGUACGGAGGUGUAAAGGACCUUCGAAUUACACCAAACAAGCUCUGGAAGCCAGACAUUCUCAUGUACAACAGUGCGGAUGAGGGUUUCGACGGAACGUACCAAACAAACGUGGUGGUCGCGCAUAACGGCAGUUGCCUGUACGUUCCUCCGGGCAUCUUCAAGAGCACUUGCAAGAUAGACAUCACUUGGUUCCCCUUUGACGACCAACACUGUGACAUGAAGUUCGGAUCCUGGACCUACGACGGCAACCAGGUCGACCUCGUGCUCAGCUCGGAGACGGGCGGUGACCUGUCCGAUUUUAUCACGAAUGGAGAAUGGUACCUGAUCGGAAUGCCGGGCAAGAAGAACACGAUAACGUACCAAUGCUGUCCGGAGCCUUACGUCGACGUCACAUUCACCAUACAGAUACGAAGAAGGACCCUCUACUAUUUUUUCAACCUGAUCGUGCCGUGCGUGCUGAUAUCGAGCAUGGCCCUCCUGGGGUUCACCCUUCCGCCAGAUUCCGGGGAGAAGCUCACCUUAGGAGUGACCAUUCUACUGUCGCUGACAGUAUUCCUGAACCUCGUGGCAGAAAGCAUGCCGACCACCUCGGACGCUGUCCCUCUAAUAGGGUCGUACUUCAAUUGCAUCAUGUUCAUGGUGGCGAGCAGCGUCGUUUUGACAGUGUUGGUGCUCAACUUUCAUCACAGAACGCCGGACAGAUACGUGAUGCCAUCGUGGAUUAAAAUGCUGUUUUUACAAUGGUUGCCGUGCUUGCUGCGCAUGAGUCGUCCAGGAAAGAAGAUCACGAAGAAGACCAUUCUUGGAGGCAACAGAAGGGCAAAGGGCAUGGAAUUGCAGGAGAAGAGUAGCAAGAGUUUGCUAGCAAAUGUAUUAGAUAUCGACGACGACAUUCGUCACAAGAAUAGUGCGGCAAAUCCUCCUUCCGGUUACAUAAGGUCGGCGUUCGGUACACCGAUAUCUACCGGAAGACCAGCAACGGUCGAAGAUACGUCCGCAUCGUUACCUCUUAGCGGGAUGCAGGAGGAAUUGCACACGAUUCUUAAGGAAUUACGAUUCAUCACGGAUCGUAUGAAGAAGGCGGAUGAAAGCGACGAGAUCAUUAGCGACUGGAAAUUCGCCGCUAUGGUGGUGGACAGGCUUUGCUUGAUCGUUUUCACGUUGUUCACGGUUUUGGCCACGAUAGUGAUAUUGUGUCGUGCGCCACACAUAAUCGUCCAAUAAAUAGACUGCCCCGGUCAAGUCACCGAAAAAAUGCACAAAAAUUGCCAAAGAAACGACGAUACGUGGGUUUCGAGGAGGCUGCCACGGAAGAGCGAUCAAGUAACGAGAGAGCAC
Molecule: messenger RNA, 3779 nt
Organism: Apis florea (little honeybee)
Lineage: Eukaryota; Metazoa; Arthropoda; Insecta; Hymenoptera; Apidae
Gene: nAChRalpha6
Product: nicotinic acetylcholine receptor alpha6
Biological process (GO): monoatomic ion transmembrane transport
Cellular component (GO): postsynaptic membrane
Molecular function (GO): transmembrane signaling receptor activity; acetylcholine-gated monoatomic cation-selective channel activity
Source: RefSeq, a predicted model, not a curated record